Hermetia illucens (black soldier fly) is the source of this 4774-nucleotide messenger RNA. RefSeq names its product protein dispatched (gene disp). Lineage: Eukaryota; Metazoa; Arthropoda; Insecta; Diptera; Stratiomyidae. The record is from RefSeq and is a predicted model, not a curated record. The transcript has 12 exons. Bases 412 to 3912 code for a protein of 1166 amino acids.
AAGGGCGCGCUGUCAAUCAUUGCUCCAGCUCCCGUAGUUCCACCAAGGCUUUGACAUGGGAUUUGUCAAGUUUGUUUAUAAAUUAAUCUCACCGUAUGCGAUUAGUUUUUCCGUGUUGUUUUAAGCAUUUUCCACUGCUGGAUCGAUUUUGGCCGCGUUUCAUCCUCAAAAUGCUAUCCUAGACUCGCUGCGUUGCGGGGACAGUGUUCGGCCUUCGUGCGGGCAAUGUGCCAAGAGGAAUGCCCACCAAGUACAAGGUUGUUAGGUUACUCAAUUCUGUUCGAUUAAACGCAGGUGAAAAUUGCAUGAGUCCGUAGAGCGUGCGAGAGUCAAAUCAGUCCUUAAUGCGAAAGCUCAUUCUGCACAAUUUUCCACUCAUCUCAUAUCCAUUCCAAAUGUGCGAGGGUCGUCAUGCGUUGGUAUUACAAAUUUCUGGCACGUCGACCAUUCCUGAUGGUCCUUGGGAUCGGUGUGUUUUCAUUGGCGUGCAUAACAGUGUCGUUCACCACCAAAAAGCUACCAGAUUUCAGCGAUGCGACGGCGGGGUUCGAGGCUCGCGGGACUGCAAUCUCGCAACGACUCACCGCCUGGCGUAAUCUUCUAGAAGAGACCAAGGUGGGCGGGAAACUCGUUGCCGAUCCCAACGAUAUUUUCCUGGAACAGGAUUACUACAAUGCGCAACAUCAUGAGCACAAGAACAAAAAACACAAGAAAAAGAAAACACAGAAAACGAACAAAAAGAAAUUUAAGGAGAAAAUGAAAGAGUUGAAGGAUUACGCUAGGAACGACACGAAAAGCGAGGGUCCCUCCAGAAAUCUCGAUGCAAAUGAUACUUUUGAGUUUGGCAGGCACACGUACGGAAUUGAUGAGGACGACAAUCGGGAAAUGAUCGAGUCUUCGAAUACGAAGUGGAUGAGUUUGAGGAACUCGAAUCCACCCAUUCAGGAAAUUGUGAACGUGGGAGGCACUGCUGGAUUUUUCUGCGGUGAACCAAUGAAAGAAUACUCACAUAUGGUCAUUCAAAGAUCUGAGUUGAAUAAAAAUGACUCUAAAUCAUCGCUGUUUGAUAUCGACUAUUUGUUAGGAAUGUGUAAUUUAGAAUUAGAAAUGCAAAAAAUCAAUCUUUAUGACGAAUUUUGUGAGAAACAGUCGAACAGUUGUUGUCGUCCAUGGUCAUUGCCAAAUUAUAUUGCUCUUCUUUCUAAUAAGUCGUCAUGUUUGGAAAUUGACAAAGACGACGUUUCUAGUGUACAAAAUUUACUGUUAAGUUGUCACGUUUACUAUAUAAAUAUGAAAUUAAGUAAUGACUGUGAAAAAUAUAGAUGUUUUGCACCUGUUGAAUGUACUCGGCACGAUGCCAUCUAUAAUAUCUUCCAUUAUUUAGCUGAUAUGAAUUUUAUAAAAUUAAAUGCCACAAGUAUUUAUCUGAGUAACGCAAUGCUGUUUUUACCUAUCGCGAGAAGUCAAUCAGUUCUCCCUCUCUUUCGAGAAUUUGAAAAGAAGACUCUUGCGAAUGAUUAUGUAGAAAUAGUAGCAAUAGAUAUGGGCCUUAAGAAUGUAUUAUUCGAUGAAUGCUUGAAAGUUGACUUUUGGCUCUUACUGCUCGGAGCAACAUUUGUAAUGUUUUCUAUAUGGAUAUACACAUCAUCAUUAUUCGUAACGUUUAUGACUCUAUUGCUCAUACUGUUUUCACUUGGUAUCGCAUAUUUUGUAUAUAUGCUCGUCUUCGAGAUACCGUUUUUCCCGUUUAUGAACGUAUUGGCUGCAGUAGUUAUAGUUGGCAUAGGAGCCGAUGAAGCAUUCAUCUUCAUAAAAAUAUGGCGAUGCACCACUGAGGAGAGAAUACGAAACUCAGGAGGAGGCCCAACAUUAUCAUCCCCGUCAACUUCAUAUUCUGAUUCAACGCACAGGGAGACUUUGAAUAGUUUGAUGGCUACAACAUUGAAACAUGCAGCUGUAUCGAUGUUAGUUUCAUCAUUGACAACGGCGGCCGCAUUUUAUGCAUCUUAUAUGACGCAAAUAACGGCGAUUAAAUGCUAUGGAAUAUUCGCUGGAACUACUAUAAUAGCGAAUUAUUUACUUAUGGUAACGUGGACCCCAGCAUCAGUAUCAAUUAUGGAAAGGAUACCAUUUUCAUUGGAAAGUUGCAUGUCUGCAAAAGUAUCACAGAAAUUACACAAGUCAAUUACCCGAUUAGGAAAACUUGCAGAAGACUUCAUUAUAAAUGCAGUAGUUAAAUUAUCAGUAUUGUGGAUAGCUUUGCUAGGUUCGUUAGGGAUAGUCAGUAUGGUUAUAGUUUUAUAUUGGCCAAGUAUACAACUUCCUGACACACCAGAUUUCCAACUAUUCGACUCGAAACAUCCAUUUGAACUAUACGAUAUGAAAUUCAGGGAUAAAUUCUGGUUUGAAAAAUCAAUAACGUCUGUAGAUAAUUACAAUUUGCCAUUGCGAUUCGUUUGGGGCGUGAAACCGAUCGAUAAUGGGAACUAUUUGGAUCCAUUUUCGCGUGGAGAAUUGUACUUUGACAAUAAUUUUAACAUGUCUUCGAAAGAAUCUCAAAAGUGGCUACUUGAAUUUUGCAAGAAGAUAAAAGAACAACAAUUUUAUCAGUAUUCAUUUGGAAUUUUAAUGCCAAAUUGUUUUAUAGAGAACUUUGUAUCUUGGAUGAAUCGCGAAUGCUUUGAUCCUAUGGAGGAAGUAGAUCGCUCACCAUGUUGUAAAACCUCAAAGUUUCCAUUUGAACCAGAAAUUUUUGAAAAGUGUCUGAUAUUAAGCUUGACGACAUUAUAUGCAACACCACGUGAGUUUUUCACUCCAGGCGUUGCGGGUCCGAAAUUUAGGCGACCCGAUUUUAAAUUAAACAUGACAUUGUCUCCGGAAAUGAAGGCACUAAUUGUAGAAUAUGAAAGUAACGUUCCGUAUACUCUAGUUUAUUCUGAUGUGGAGACGUUCGUUUCUGAGGUCGAAAAGUGGUUUAGCAAUGAGAUGAAAUCUGCACCCGUAGGAAUGCAAAAUGGGUGGUUUACAAGUGAGCUGACAUUCUUUGACUUGCAAGAUACGCUUUCGAAGGGAACGGUGGUGUCUAUAUUAAUAUCGAUGUCAAUAUCUCUUGGUGUUCUGCUGUUUGUAACGUUAAACGUAUUGGUCAGCUUCUACGCUGUCAUCACAAUGACUUUUAGUAUUUUUACAACAAUUGCAAUAUUAAUUCUACUUGGAUGGAAACUGAAUAUUUUAGAAAGUAUAUCCAUUAGCACAGCGAUAGGAUUAGUGGUCGAUUUCAGUCUUCACUAUAGCGUACAUUACCGAUUAUCCUCUAGUGGUAGUAGAGAAUCGGCAACAAUUUUUGCUAUGUCGCGUAUGCUCGGGCCGUCAGCGAUGGCAGCAAUAACAACUGGAGCAGCUGGAGCUUUUAUGAUGUUUUCUACUAUUCUGCCAUAUAUCCAAAUUGGAAUCUUUCUGGUGAUCGUUAUAUCACUUAGUUGGAUCUACGCAACUCUGUUUUUGAUGAGCCUGCUCAAUGUAAUUGGGCCACAAUAUGGUUUCAUGCAAUUCAGUUAUCCGAAGAUUGGCAAGCAGCGCAAAAAGAAGUUGAAUGGAACGGAUUUUAGGGAGAGAGCUAAGAGUUCGCUUACAAAUUUCAGAAAAAACAACACAGUAGUAUCUGAACAACUGCUGACCCCAUCCAGUUCAGCGGUGGGAGAUCUCAUAAAUUCCGAGACCCAUGAGUUGGACUCAUUGACAUCCAACUCAGUUGCAACGAAGCCAACAUUAAAUUUACCAGAAAUACCUCAGGCUUCCGAUUAUGAGCGUGUAUUCAAUCGUAUAGCUUCCCUAUCGAAGGAGUAUCGUAGUCCAUCUACAGGAAGUGCGGUAACUGUGGUUUUGGUUGACGAUCAUGAUGGAAAAAUUUAGUUAGAAAUGAUUUCAACUCUUUGACAUGAACCCCAUUGUAGAAACGAUUUUAAUGUUCAUUUGUUUACUGUGCAUUUUUUAUAUUAAAACUUAAAUUCUAUUUAGAGAAACAGUCAAUGGAUCACGUAUCUGUAAUGUUUUAACGAGUAUCUCAUUUUUUAAGCGAACGGUUUUAGCAUUUAGGGUUUUUCUAUAUACAUUGAGAGAGAUUUUUCUCCGUUUCAUUUCGUGGUGUAAAUACGAGUCUGACUGAGUAAAUUAAAUUAUCACCAACGAUAAACAAGUGUUUGGACGUGACUACUCAAAAUGAAUAGAAAAAAUAGAUUCAAUGUUUAGAAGAUAAUCUAAUACAAGAUUUAGUUUCAUAAAAUCGGUAAAUGUCUGCGAUGGGAGAUACAUUGUAUUCAUAAAUGUUGUUGGUUUUCUUGCUUAUCAAUCAUGGCGGAGCCCAUGCUGAGGGUAGGCUCCGAAUAUUUCAAACUCAUCCUGUCGCUUUAGCUCGUAUUGACGCUAGAUCUCGCUGGCUUCCAAAAUACGUUUAUACUUAAAUUUUAAUAAAAAAACCAAAUUAGUUGAAAAUGUACGUCAAAGAGUUUGCAAGCAUAAAGUAUUAUUUUACACAAAUGUUAGUAUAAGGUAAAUGAUAUUGAAGUGAAAAUGUAUUAGUGAUUUGACAUAAUUACGAAAAAAGACAUAAGGCCUAGGUAGUUAAUUGCGUAUAUGCAAUAAUAUAAUUUCAUGUUAGUGUACGAAAAAGUGUGGUCAACUUAAUUGUUUACUGUGAUAUGUUAUAGUAUAAAAACAACAAAGACGAUAAAAGCGUUUAAUGUUCUAUGAUAAUCAAUUUGAUGGUAGAAUAAAA